UCUAAGCUAUCGCGGCACGGACACACUGGAAGCGAAAUCAACACGGAUGAUUUCGCAAAUAAUUUCUUUGAAAAAGGAAAAACUAAGAAAUGGGCGAUGUGGACAAGUGGAUCGAGACGGUGAAAGAGUGCAAGUACCUGCCGGAGAAUGAGCUGAAGAAUCUGUGCGAGAUGGUGUGCGACAUACUGCUGGAGGAGUCAAACAUUCUGCCCGUGAGCACGCCCGUCACCGUCUGCGGCGAUAUCCAUGGCCAGUUCUAUGACCUGGAGCAGCUAUUCCGGACGGGCGGCCAGGUGCCGGACACAAACUACAUAUUCAUGGGCGACUUUGUGGACCGCGGCUACUACUCACUGGAAACAUUCACCCGCCUGCUGACGCUCAAGGCGCGCUACCCCAAUCGGAUAACGCUACUGCGCGGCAACCACGAGACGCGGCAGAUCACCAAGGUCUAUGGCUUCUUCGACGAGUGCUUCAGCAAGUAUGGAAAUGCCAAUGGCUGGAAGUAUUGCUGCAAGGUGUUUGAUCUGCUCACCAUAGCCGCCAUCAUCGACGAGGAGGUUCUGUGCGUUCACGGCGGACUGAGUCCCGAGAUCAUCACUCUUGACCAGAUCCGGACAAUCGAGAGGAACGGCGAAAUACCCUACAAGGGUGCAUUCUGCGAUCUAGUGUGGUCCGAUCCCGAGGACAUGGAGUUCUGGGGCCAGAGUCCACGUGGCGCUGGCUGGCUGUUCGGUCAUAAUGUGACCAAGGACUUUAUGACGAUCAAUAACCUGGACCUGAUCUGUCGGGCGCAUCAGCUAGUCAACGAGGGCAUCAAGCACAUGUUCGAGGGCAAGCUGGUGACCGUGUGGUCGGCACCCAACUACUGCUAUCGAUGCGGCAACGUGGCCGCAAUUCUCAGCUUCGAUACGGCGAAACAGCGACAGGCGAAGAUCUUUCUGGCGGUGCCGGAUGCGGAGCGGGUGAUACCUAAGCAGAACACGACGCCGUACUUCCUCUAAACCGAUGUGAUUCGAACCGAACCAAACCGAUCCGCCCACCAUUCAAGCUGGGGAGAUUAUAGAUGUACGCUUCUUGGACACGGCGUGGAGAGCAGCCUUCGGCCGAAGCCAACUGUCUACGUUAGCCGCCUUUAUCGCCGCCUUUACCCAACCCCCACUCCAAAACACACGCCCACAAAGGCACUGUCAACGCACACACAGGCCCACACCUGCAAUAUGCGCUCCUACUUUUGUUAUGGCCAAAAACAUAUCUAUUUUACAAGGUCAACAAGUAAAUCCCAUUGACAGUGAGUUAAGUGCAACACCAAAAAAAACUAAAUAAUAUAUUCAAGUUUUUUUUUAUAAGAUUUAAAUUUAAAACAAGUAUUGCAUUUACUGAUGUUCAAGCAGAAGCUACAUAUAUGUAUAUGUAUAUAUAUAUUUUGUAUUCCAAAAACCUAUUUAUUUCCGUGUGGAAAAAACAAGAAUAGCACAACCCUGGAAUAAGAAUAUUAAUUAAAAACCAACUGUGUGAUCCCGAUUAAGCAAA
This is a messenger RNA of Drosophila serrata, 1530 nucleotides long. Its product is annotated as serine/threonine-protein phosphatase 6 catalytic subunit. Gene Ontology annotation, molecular function: protein serine/threonine phosphatase activity. The record is from RefSeq and is a predicted model, not a curated record. NCBI's taxonomy places the organism in Eukaryota, Metazoa, Arthropoda, Insecta, Diptera, Drosophilidae.